Messenger RNA from Rotaria sp. Silwood1, 3249 nucleotides. The record is from the annotation of a GenBank genome assembly. NCBI's taxonomy places the organism in Eukaryota, Metazoa, Rotifera, Eurotatoria, Philodinida, Philodinidae.
AUGUUCAGUACAUUUGCUGAUGUAUUUGGUUCAGAUGAUAAUGAUACGAAAAUAUUGAAUGGUACAAAAAAUCCAUUCGGUUCAUCAUUAUCAUCAACAGUCGAUCCAUUUGGUAUAUCAAGUGAUAUGAAAUUAUCUGCAUCUUCACAAAAAUUUGAUGAUAGUCCAUUUACAAUCGAAACCACAAAUGAACAAAUGAAUCUAUCUCAUAGUGGAAAAGAUGCAUUAUCGUCAUCUAAUUGGAAUGCCUAUCAAAAUUCUACCAAUAAACCAAAUUUAGAUCAAUCAACAAAAUUUGAUCCAUUAGAAGAUCUACAAGAUAAAACAACAAAUUUAUCUAUUAAUCAUAAUAUCACACACUCAAAAAGUAUUAAUCUUAUGAAUCCAUUUUUAAUUCCAACUAUUUCUAAUGAAGAAUCAACAGUACCUAUUCAAGCAACACAAAUUGAUCUUUUAUUUGAUAUUAAUGUUGAUCCAAGUACAUUACCAACGAUAAAUUCAAAUGAUUCAUUAGCACAUUCUGAUCAAGUUCAAUCAUCAUAUGAUCUUCUUGGUCUUAAUCAAAAAACAAAGCCAUCACCAUCAGUUAAAAUUUUAAAAAGUGAUAGUUUAACUGAUUUACCGAAAAUAAGUCAAACUAAAAACUCUUCACCAUCAUCAUUAAUGGCUAAAACAAAUAUUCCAACAGCAUCAUCAUAUCAUUCAUUACCAAUAAAUGUUCCACCAACAUCGCCAAGUACAUUACGUGCUCAAGCAACAGCAUUAACAAUAAUGACAGGUACAACAUCAACAACGCCAUAUGAUGAUCAAUUUCUUGAUUGGUUAACACAAUCUGAUGAUUUAAUGUGUAGUGUUGAUCCAAAAUUAAGUGGAUCAUCAAAAAAAAUGGAUAUUAAUAUGUUAAAAAGUACUGAAGAUCUUUUAGGAAGUAUUUAUAAACAAUCAAUACCAACAUUAACAACACUUCAGGAAGCAUCACAAGAAUCAUUUGGAUCUCCACCUAUUGUUAGUCCUAAACAAAUGAUACGACGUCCAUCAAAUGAAGAAGUUCCAUCAAUAUGUGUUCAUGAACCAACAUGUGAUCAUAAUGAUAGCAAUGUUGUUCCACAAGGAUAUUUUGAUAAGCAAAAAGAAAAUGAUAAUGAUUCUGAUGAUUCUGAUAAUUCAAAAAUGGUUUUUAAAAUUGGAGAAAAAAAACAUACAACAUCUAUUCAUGAUUCAAAUACUCCUGUGCCAUUAUUACCACCACCACCAUCACCAUCAACAUUAAAAAAAUAUAAAGAAGCUAGUGAUGAUGCUAGUUCAUCAUCAUCAACAACAGACAAUGAAGAUGAACAUGAUCCAUUAGCUGUAUUUCGUUCAAAAUCUCUUAAAAAGAAAACAAAUGAACAACCUGGUAAAAAUCUUAUUACUGAUUGGGAAGAAGAAGAAGCAGGAGACAAUACAAAAAUUAAUCAAGAAAAUGAUACAAAAAUUAAUCAAGAAGAAGUUAGGCAAGAGAAAGCACACUCAAUACCAGUAGAUUAUUAUUUACAUGAACCAGAUUUUGAUGAUAGUGCACCAUUAGAAGCAUAUCAUAAUGAUAUUAAUGAAUUACAAUUACAACAACUUAAUGGAUGGUUAUUACAAAUUCGUGUACCAUUAAGACAAAAAGAUUUAUAUAAGAGUACUUUUCAAAGAUUUAGUGAAACACGUAAUUGGCAAGAAUGUUAUGUAAGAAUAUUUUUUGAUGAAAAAAAAUUACGUUUUUACUUACCUCAAACAAUUGAACAAUCAUUUGCUGAAAUUGAAUUACAAACAUGGUAUCAAUGUACAAAAUUUAAUCUUCAACAAUAUGAUCAAUAUACAAAAAUUCAUACAUUUAAAAUAUUUGAAGCUAAUUAUAGAGAAAUUCCUCAAGUUCGUAUUGAUCGUCUUGUAACUUUACCAGAAAAAUUAUUAAGAAAAUUUACUCGACCAAAUAAAGCACAACAAGUUUUACUUGAUCAUGCAAAUUGUGUUCAACAAGAAAUUGUUAAAUUUGGUCAAUUAAAUUAUACAUACUUAAAACAAUUUUCUAUUAUAUUAGAUGAUUUAUUUUGGUCAAUGCCUGUUACACGUAGUCGUUUACAAAAACAUCUAAAAGAAGAAGUAACUGUUAAAAUCUUAGAUGAAUACUAUGCACAUAUUGAUAAAUAUCGUCAUAUAUGUAAACAUAAAUCUCGUACACGUUUAUUUAUCUUAGCUUUUUUAAAUGGUUAUACACCAACAGUUGAAAUAGGUAUGAAUGAUUGGUUUCGUCAUGGUAAAGAAGUUAAUAAACGUAAUGAAAUAAUUAUUAAUAAAACAUUACAAGAAUAUUGGAUUAAACCAGAACAAGUUGAAUUAGCAUCAAUUAUUGAUGCUAAUGAAUAUGAAAAUACACAUCUACUUAAAUUAGUACCGCCAGAUAGUCAAAAAAUAGAAAUUAUGCGUUUUCGUACAAGACCUAAACAAAAUAUUGAAUUACCACUACAGGUUUAUUGUUUUAUGUCGGUUAUUGAACGUCAAGUAAAUAUUCGAAUUGAAGUUAUUGUAUCAAAUGCAUUUAAUAUAAGUUUAUUAUCAAAAGCAUCAGCUAUGGCAACAAAUGAUAAAACAGCUAAUAUACGAGAUGAUAAUAGUGAUGAUCAAUGUCCAUGUGAAAACAUUCAAAUACGUUUUCCAGUACCUGAUCCAUGGGUUUAUAUGUUUCGAGUUGAAAAACGUUUUCGUUAUGGAGCUAUACAUAGUGUUCGUCGUAAAGCAGGAAAAAUAAAGGGUCUUGAUCGUUUUAUGCUUCAUCGUGGUGAUCCACUUGUGGCAUUAAUGGCAGCUUCAGUUGGUGUAGCAAAAUAUGAACAAGCAUUUCGUUCAAUUGUUUGGCGUAUUGAUCAAUUACCAAAACGAGAUCAAGGUGCUUAUAAAACACAUAUAUUUGAAUGUAAAUUAUCAGUACCAUCAUAUGAUCCAAUGCCAGAAAAAUUUGAACCGACAGCUGAGGUUGAAUAUACCAAGGCACAAGCAUUUAUUUCACAUUGUCAAAUUCGUUCUGUUGCUGUACCAGAAGCUGAAGAAACACCAGAAAAAUGGAUACGUCCAAAAAGUCAUUUUACUUAUACACUUGAUAUCGAAUAUGCAUUUAAAGAAGAAGAAGCAAAAGAAUUUGCACCUGUUGAAAUUGAUAUGAAAGAACAAUCAAUGUCUCAAAGUGAAACAGAAAAUAAUUCACAUUCCGAUCAGAGUGAUUGA